Grus americana (Whooping crane) is the source of this 4651-nucleotide messenger RNA. Its product is annotated as histone H1.10. Gene Ontology annotation, cellular component: nucleosome. The transcript has a single exon. The coding region runs from base 33 to 698 and encodes 221 amino acids. Lineage: Eukaryota; Metazoa; Chordata; Aves; Gruiformes; Gruidae. Gene Ontology annotation, biological process: nucleosome assembly. The record is from RefSeq and is a predicted model, not a curated record. Gene Ontology annotation, molecular function: structural constituent of chromatin; DNA binding.
UUUCUUUUGAUUAGGAAGAAGUCUCUGCAGCGAUGUCGGAGACCGCUCCCGCCGCCGCUCCCGCUGUCGCGGCCCCCGCCGCCAAGGCUGCCGCCAAGAAGCCGAAGAAAGCGGCGGGCGGCUCCAAAGCCCGCAAGCCCGCGGGCCCCAGCGUCACCGAGCUGAUCACCAAGGCCGUGUCCGCCUCCAAGGAGCGCAAGGGGCUCUCCCUCGCCGCGCUCAAGAAGGCGCUGGCUGCCGGCGGCUACGAUGUGGAGAAGAACAACAGCCGCAUCAAGCUGGGGCUCAAGAGCCUCGUCAGCAAGGGCACCCUGGUGCAGACCAAGGGCACCGGCGCCUCCGGCUCUUUCCGCCUCAACAAGAAGCCCGGGGAAGUGAAGGAAAAAGCCCCCAAGAAGCGGGCGGCCGCAGCCAAGCCCAAGAAGCCGGCAGCUAAGAAGCCCGCCAGCGCCGCCAAGAAGCCUAAGAAGGCUGUGACAGCGAAGAAGAGCCCCAAGAAAGCGAAGAAGCCGGCGGCCGCGGCGGCCAAGAAAGCGGCCAAGAGCCCCAAGAAGGCGACUAAGGCUGCCAAGCCCAAGAAAGCGGCGGCGGCAGCGAAGAGCCCGGCCAAGGCAAAGGCGGUGAAGCCGAAAGCAGCCAAGCCCAAGGCGGCCAAGCCGAAAGCAGCGAAGGCGAAGAAGGCGGCGCCCAAGAAGUGAAGUGUUGAAGUGGAAAUGCUUAAACCCAACGGCUCUUUUAAGAGCCACCCACUAUUGUCCCCGAAAGGGCUGAUACACUCUGUCACCGAGCUCCGUGCCUGCAGCAGAGCUAACCACACGUCACUGUCCGUGUGGGACGUUCGUCUGUGGAGUGGAUGGGACGCUAAACUUCCGGCCGUGGUUACGCUAAGACCUGGAAAAAUAAAGUUUACAUUCCCUGCGAAAACUCUUUCUAAAGGCUGACUUUUUUUGAGCACCGCAAGAGGGUGUAUAUGUUAAAGGGACUGCUUAGGGCGGGUAUCGCUCUGGGGCUCGGAGGUUUCUUUCGGUGCUUUAACCAGCGCGGUUCCUAACGACAUGGGUGCGACUGCCACACCUCUUAGUGACCGUAGCCGGGAACUGUCAGCACGGCUCCUGCCGCUUCCUUGGCAAUGACCUUCCCGCUUGGCAGCGCUGUCACGGGGCAGGUCUUAAUUUCUGCGUGACUUCACCGACCUGCUUUUUGAGGAGGAGUUCGCCGUGGACGGGAGCCGGGUAAGAGCUACCGGAGGUUCUCCUCCGCACCUUGCCGGCGGUGCAGCCGGAGCGGCAGGAGGUCUUACCGGGCAGCUGUCCUGAGCCACUGCGGGCAGGACGCUUUGCGCUUGGGGCUUCUGCGCCCGGUAGGAGCGCAGCGGCAGAGCGGCGGGGAGCUCAUCCUGCAGCACCGGUGGCUCCGGGAGCUCAGCCUGCGGCCGGUUGUGAUUGGCUGAUGGGGGAAGCCGCAGCCGCUUAUUGGGCCUUUAGCAGAUUUCGAAAAGCCCGCGCUGCGGACGGGACAGGAACGCUGCUGGAGUUGGCUCCGCGCUUGCCCGUGAUGCCGGGUCCACGCAUCCCCGGACAGCUCGUCCUCCCAAAGCGUCUACCCUGCCUUAGAGGUGUCCUCGCUUCUCCUAGUCUUCUUGUCUUCACAGCUGCAAGGCUGCUUCCCGUCUUCUCAUACAGAAGGGAAAAUUUUUAAGCUUAGAAUAUCCCCGGACAGCUAUAAAAACCCAAAACGAUCAGGGUCUUUUAUUUUUUCCUCACCCUCAUUUUUUGGGGUGUCUGUGUUAACGUAGCUAUUGGAAGCUAUGUGAAUUUCUUAUUUAUGAUGGAACGCGUGGUAUAAUGUACCAUGUCUCACAUCUCUGCUGAAAAAAAGCUUAACAAUACUGCUUACAUUUAUUGUAAAAGCAUUUGAACGGUAACAUUUAUGAAGUAAUACUUUACACAUUUAAAUUUCCUUGAAGUUGUCAAAUACUUAUCAAGGAUUUCAGAAACAGAUCUUUAAUCUUUGCAAGUUCUGAUAACUGUCAUUUAACAGAACUUUUUCAAAUCCUAUUUAGCGUAUCUCAAGUAAACUUUCACACCUAAUAAGACCGAGACGUUACUAUCUUACAGCUCUUUUACUGAAAACGUGGGUGGCUCUUAAAAGAGCCUUUGGGUUAAAACUGACGGUCCGAGGCGCUCUACUUGGAGCUGGUGUACUUGGUGACAGCCUUGGUGCCCUCGGAGACGGCGUGCUUGGCCAGCUCGCCGGGCAGCAGGAGCCGCACGGCCGUCUGGAUCUCCCGCGAGGUGAUGGUGGAGCGCUUGUUGUAGUGCGCCAGGCGCGAGGCCUCGCCGGCGAUGCGCUCGAAGAUGUCGUUGACGAAGGAGUUCAUGAUGCCCAUGGCCUUGGACGAGAUGCCCGUGUCGGGGUGCACCUGCUUCAGCACCUUGUACACGUAGAUCGAGUAGCUCUCCUUGCGGCUCUUCUUGCGCUUCUUGUCGCCCUUCUUCUGCGUCUUGGUCACCGCCUUCUUAGAGCCCUUCUUGGGCGCAGGGGCGGACUUGGCCGGCUCGGGCAUUUUGAAAACACUUUUUCUCUAUUUCAAAACACGAUCAGCAGCUAAAAUGGCUGCAGAGCCCCGUAUUUAUAGGGCGUUAUGCAAAUACAGACCUCCAACUCGUACAAUUCCAUUGGAUCUUCCCGCACGGGGGUGUAUCUUUGUUGCUGAUUGGUCACAAUACGAUCCGUCUUCUCAUUGGUUGUAUAAGCAAUGACCGCUUCCAGCCAAUCACCAAGCCCUAAUCCCGCCCAGGGAAGGCAUAAAACGGGAAGAGCCGUUGCGUCACUAUGAUUUUCUCGGUCUUGUUUUGGGUGGGGAGGCUGUAGGUUUUUAAACGCCUAAAGUAUGUCUGGCCGCGGGAAGCAAGGAGGCAAAGUUCGCGCCAAGGCCAAGUCGCGCUCGUCGCGGGCCGGGCUGCAGUUCCCCGUGGGCCGUGUCCACCGGCUCCUCCGGAAAGGUAACUACGCGGAGCGGGUGGGGGCUGGAGCGCCCGUCUACAUGGCGGCCGUGCUGGAGUACCUGACGGCCGAGAUCCUGGAGCUGGCGGGCAACGCGGCCCGCGACAACAAGAAGACGCGCAUCAUCCCCCGGCACCUGCAGCUGGCCAUCCGCAACGACGAGGAGCUCAACAAGCUGCUGGGCAAGGUGACCAUCGCGCAGGGCGGGGUGCUGCCCAACAUCCAGGCCGUGCUGCUGCCCAAGAAGACUGAGAGCCACAAAGCUAAAAGCAAAUAAGCUUGCAGAGCAAAGCUGCUUCUGUUUUUCGCAACAUAACUUUAUAACCCAAAGGCUCUUUUCAGAGCCACCCACACAGUCAGAAAAGAGUUGUGUUGCUGUCUUCACAAAAGUACUUUGGUGCUAAGUCGUUUUUGUGUGCUGCUUUUGAUAGGGAGCUAAAAACAUGUUCCGUAAUAAUGUGUUAAAACUUUUGGCUUUCAUCUGAAGAGGAGUAAUGUAUUUGCUUUCUAACUCUUCAUCAUUUUUAAUAGAAGGAUGCUAAUCAUUGUGAUUUACUUAUUCUUUUGGGUCUUGUAAUGUGAUUGGUGCAACACUUAAUGUUGAAUCUGCUCAACUUUCAUGACUUUGCAGGCUACCUAUAGUGUGAAGUGUGUGUGUGGGGGGGUGUGCACCUAAAAGUCUGAAGGUGGAGUGGAAAAGAUGUGCAGCAUGAAAAUAAAUAGGGGACCAUCCCAAACCCAUAUAUCUAAAAAUGGUUUCCUUUGUAGGCAUUUGUUAUGUAAAAGAUGUAAAACUUCCCUGUGAUUUCACUUUAUUUAGAAAUUAAGUGAGAAACGCUUUAGGAGAAAUAGCUUAUUUUGAUCUAGAUCCUUAACUUGUCAGACCUGCCCUGUAAAGUGACAGUAUAGCAUCUUUCCAUUCAGAAGAUUUUAAUUCCCUGCAGCACUCAUAUAUUGCUGUUUUAAGUGGGAUUUUCAAACUUGCCACGCUUCGCUCCCUGUGCAUAGCUAUUUCUCAUGUUGUGUCAGUUAAUGGUGGGCGAUGUUAUUUGAACUAAUUUUCUGCAUUGUUGGCACAAGUAUCACCCAAGAGCACAAUGUUAAAGCUCUUUAGAUUCACUGUUAUAAAUUAUGAAAAGGACUGUCUAGUUGAUUCUUCUUGCUAGGGUGUUCCCAGAAGCUGCAGCUGAUGGUCUGCAGCACACUGCAUUGAGGCUGUAGCUCCCACCUGUGCAGCACCUCUGCCCUCCCCAUCCCCAGAAAAGGAGGAAUGCUCUGGGCUUGGAGGAAGGAAAAUACUACCUAUAGCAAGAUAGUAGCCCCUGCACCUCUUCUCCCAACCUGCGCAGCAGAGAGGCUUUAUAUGUAGGACUGUAUCAUGGCCAAAGUGGGACAUCAGGGGUCAUUUGUGGAGAGAAACAUAAAGGAAGAGAGGUGCCUGGAGGACCAGACUAGUCUGAUAUGGCAACAGCAUCUGUGCCUAAGGGUUCUGUUAGCAAGUGGAUGCAUUUAGUGCUGUAAUGCUUUCAUUAUGCUGUUCUAUCGAUCAUUACCUGCAGCUACAUAUCUCUUGGUACUGAUGCUUUUCUUCUUGAAAAACUGCAGUGAUGUAAAACACAUGAUUAAAAAGUCUUCUAUAUUUCCA